Messenger RNA from Magnolia sinica, 1352 nucleotides. RefSeq lists its product as uncharacterized. Gene Ontology annotation, biological process: DNA damage tolerance; double-strand break repair via homologous recombination. Gene Ontology annotation, molecular function: ubiquitin-protein transferase activity. Gene Ontology annotation, cellular component: nucleus; Smc5-Smc6 complex. The transcript is spliced from 7 exons. Bases 184 to 1167 code for a protein of 327 amino acids. Lineage: Eukaryota; Viridiplantae; Streptophyta; Magnoliopsida; Magnoliales; Magnoliaceae. The record is from RefSeq and is a predicted model, not a curated record.
UGUAAAGCUACCACAGUAUCCUACUCCUCCCGCCUCACAAAAAAGUAGCUCCGAACCCUCUCUCCAAACACUCUCCAAACCCUCUCUUUUCUCUAACUCAGGCGAUUGAAGAGAGAGAAGGAAAAGGUCACUGAUUGUAUGGAUACCAUUGUUCAAUCACCUUGACUUAAAAUCCACCCAAAGAUGGCGGAAUUGAGCUGGAAACACCACACGCUCAUACAAGCUUUGAUGUCUAGUGGUCCAUUGAAGGAAUCGGAGUUGCUUUCUAUCUUCGGCUGCAUCACUGGAAAAAAUCCAGGUAGCCAUCAACAACUAUUCAACGAAUAUCUUCGCAAGAUUAAUAAGGAGUUGGCCUAUGUGCAAUUUGAGUUGCGGGGGUGCAGAAACCAAUAUGAUGGCUCGGUUUAUUAUGGUGUGGUCAAUAAUGUAGCCGAUGAACAAUCCAAACUAGGAACGAAGUAUUCGGUUCCUCAAAUUGCAUUCUAUAAGGCUGUUAUAGAGGCAAUUGUGCAAGAUGCAACAGCUCAGGGUUGCAUAUCCAAUAUCGAAGCUCUUAACGUCAGUUUGGAUAAUCAGACAGUGCAGGAAUCGCAGGGAGGUCAAUCUCACAUUCCUUCCGCCCUCAAGAAUUUCUCAAUAUAUCAGAAGGAAAAAACUCUCAAGGAUCUGGUGCAGGAUCGAUGGUUGAGCGCUCCCACCAAUGGUAAUAUUGGUCUUGGUGUGAGAUCUUUUCUUGAUCUACGAAGUUGGUUUCGGAACAAUGAUGUUCCUUCAUGCAAUAUCUGCAACGAAGCUGGAGUGAAGGCUGAUCUGUGUCGCAACGAAGGCUGCACUGUAAGAAUGCACAGCUACUGUCUAAAGAAGAAAUUUUCUCAGAGAAAGGUUGAUAGAGCUUGUCCGGGCUGUGGCACCGAAUGGCAGUGUCCAGAGGCGAAUGCAGCAGAGGCAGCAGCCACGGAAGAAGCAGGCUGUGGCACUGAAUGGCAGUGUCCAGAAGAGAAUGCAGCAGAGGCAGCCGAUGGAUCCACUCAAAACCAAGUGCCAUCCGCCAGCUACCCCAAGAAAAGGAGGCUCAGAAGCUUCAAAGUUGAAGAGGAUGUCUCUCAAACCUCCGAACCAGUACCGGAUGCAGGAAAGAGAGUACGAAGAUCAGACCGUCUACGGUAAAUCCGGUCAUUGGCAUGCUUUUGAUAGAGAUUUCUUUCCAUUUAGACCGGCAUCUAGAUCUUGGAUCAGUGAUCGACAUAUGUAAAUGAACAGUAGCUCCUUUCUGUAUUUUUGGACAAAAGCAGAGCUGUCUUGAAUCAGCUGAUCAAUGGAUGGAAAUGAACUGCGAAAUUUCAGUUGCUGUU